This is a messenger RNA of Blepharisma stoltei, 1566 nucleotides long. Lineage: Eukaryota; Ciliophora; Heterotrichea; Heterotrichida; Blepharismidae. The record is from the annotation of a GenBank genome assembly.
AUGGAAUUAAAUGAAGAAGUUGAAGAAAAAGAGGAAAUUCUUGAGGCCCCAAAAUUCACAGUUUUAGACAUAGAAAACUUAAACUUAACCUCCCUGACCCACCCCAACAUCGAGAAAAACACAGAUUUUUUAUUUUUAAAAACCCAACUACAAAGAUAUUAUGGAGAUAGAAAAUUGCCUUACAAUAAACAAAUGAUGCACAAAAACCAUUCCCCGUCUUGAAAAGAGCGGCUUUAUCACUCUCUUUAUAAUUUGCUUAAUGAAAUGGUUUUUACAAGGGAUCCUAUACUUCAGCUAAAAUUAUUAGACGAUGUCAAAAAUUGGUAUCUAAAAAAAGUCAGAAAUUUUCUACCAGGAAUCAAAAAAAUAGGUAAAAAUGAGCUUGAUGCAGAAUCGACUGAGACUUCGUCGUUUACUGCGUAUAAUCGAAGCACGACGAAUCAGUCUUUUGAAACCCCAAGGCUUGAUUACAGUUUAUCUCCAGUUUCUGGGGCGAAAACUCCGGUUAUGCCGAAACCAAUUCACUGGCAGAGUAAAUGAAUUUAUAAGAAAAAACCGACAAUAAGGCUAAUUGGCUGAGAAAAACAGAAAUUUAUUCCUGAACCAGUUACAGUAGAAAGAUCAAAGCUUGCAGAUUUAGAAAUUGAUAAAGCCCGCACUGAAAAAGCAUUUGCUUUAAAGCAGAGCAGGUUUUACAAAAAUCCUGGUAAUGAAGACCCAGAAAGUGAUACAGAAAAAAAUGAAAUUCGGUCAAAAUCGACCAAACCAGCUGAGCACUAUGAUUUUCGUAUGAUUGGGAAUAUGAAUAGUGGCUCUGUCAGCCCAGGAAUAAGGCCAAGUAAUUUUGAGACGCAAAAUGCAAAUUCCAGCCCAAGUAUCAGAUCAAAGACUGAGCAUUUGUUUACACCUGAUAAGCUUGAUGAAUUGGCUAAACAAAGAAUUGAAGAAAUUAUGAUGACGAAAAUGAAAUUAGCUUCGAAAAAGGUGUCUUGCCAGUAUGAUUACUUACUUCCCCCUCUCGAUCAAGCAAAACCAUUCUAAAAUCUCUAUUUUUCGGGAAAAAGACAUAUGCAAAAUAUUUUUGCAAUAAAAAUUUGUAUAAAAAAUAUUUUGACAUACAAGUAAUAAUUAGCAUAAUGGAAUCUUUAAUUCUAUUGAUUUUAUACAGCUUGCAUUCUAAACAAUAAAUUUAACAAAUUAAAUUAUUUUUUAGUUUCCAAAUUUAGUAUAUAGUCAGUUGCUCUAAUUUCUGACCGGCACCCACGAGCCAAAGAUGGAUUUCACACGUGAAAAUCCAGAAAUUCCACGUGGAAACCCAUUUUUGGCUCAAAAGACAAUAAAAUUUUUUAAAAAAAUUCACCCUAGUGAGAAAGCAAAAUCUUUUUACUCGGAGGGGAGUUAGAAAGUGGGCUAUUUUUGAAUGAUUUUGAUUUAUCUGCACAAAAUACUACACCUUUUUAUAUUCCAAAAGGAAAUGAACAUUUAUUGACAAAUACAGGGAUGAAAGAUGUGAUAAGUAAAAAGAAGAAAAAGAAAAAGAAAAAAAAGAAAUCCAAGGCAAACUAG